This is a messenger RNA of Gregarina niphandrodes, 729 nucleotides long. RefSeq names its product putative transmembrane protein. The record is from RefSeq and is a predicted model, not a curated record. The transcript has a single exon. Lineage: Eukaryota; Apicomplexa; Conoidasida; Eugregarinorida; Gregarinidae. The coding region runs from base 1 to 729 and encodes 242 amino acids.
AUGAAGGAUCGGCGCAGUUUUCUAGCGCGGCUGAACGAAGACUGCUAUGUGUUCGCGUGCCUGUUACUAGGCAUCUUCUGUCUGCACAUGCAAGCAGUCUUCCUUGCGGCCUUCCCUGAGGCCCCGGAGCCCUGUUUGUGUCUGAGCACACGCACUUGGACAGUCAUGGCAAUGUGCGUGCUCUGCGAAAUUCUGCCCAGCUUCCGUCACUCAUCUCACACUCGUCGGACCCUUAUCGCCGCCAACGAAGUUUUCCGCGGCGUCGCAUUCGGUGUGCUGCUCACCGGGCUCUGGUGGAGUGCAACCGCUGUCACCCCGUCGGGGCUCGACGAAGAGUUUGCCGUGCCUAUUCCGGUUGAUGCCGACGGCCAAGUUCUUGUGCCCAGUGCGCGACGACGUCUGGUGGCUGCGGAAGGAUGGUCCAUGGCAGGAAGCGGCUGGCCCGUGAGAGACGGCUGGCCCAUCACAGACAGCUGGCAGGAUCGACUCACUGGGCAGAACAGCCAGGCGCGCCAAGUCUACCUCCAGACCGGCUUGCUGCUCAUCAUCCAGUCACUCAUCACCGACCUCGUCAUUCUCCUCUAUAGACCCUGGGCCGAACUUCUGGUUUGCACCAAAGCAUCCAAGUGCUCCAGACUUCUCCUCCGUUCCUGCUUCUCCGCCAUGUGCACUUGUAGUCUCGCAAUGAUCGUAUACAAAUCCAUACACGGAUCUGCCGCCACCGAGUAA